CAAUGCAGACCGGAAGUGGCUGCGGUGCGACAUCCUGUUGGCGUAUCUGGGGUGAAAGUGGGUGAAAGGUGAAGAAGAAGACGACCUGCUGCAUUUCCAGAUACCUGCUGCUUUACCUGUGACCUGCUCCUCACCUGAGAGUCUCCAUGAUGCUGCAGAACACGGGGAAACUAGCCGGCCGCACGCUCUUCAUCACCGGGGCGAGUAGAGGCAUCGGUAAAGCCAUCGCUCUGAAAGCUGCCAGGGAUGGAGCCAAUGUGGUGAUCGCUGCCAAGACGUCUGAACCCCACCCCAAACUACCAGGAACCAUCUACACCGCAGCUCAGGAGGUGGAGGCGGCGGGUGGCAGAGCGUUGCCGUGUGUUGUGGACAUCAGAGACGAGCAGCAGAUCGGAGAAGCUGUCCAGAAAGCCGUCGACACGUUUGGAGGUAUCGACAUCCUGGUGAAUAACGCCAGCGCCAUUAGUCUGACAGGAACCCUGGCGACACCGAUGAAAAAGGUGGACCUGAUGCUGGGAAUCAACCUGAGAGGAACAUACCUGACGUCCAAGCUGGUCAUCCCUCACCUGCUGAAGAGCCGCAGUCCUCACAUCCUGAACCUGUCGCCUCCGCUCAACCUCAACCCCGUCUGGUUCAAGAACCACACAGCGUACACCAUGGCUAAGUAUGGCAUGUCCAUGUGCGUCCUGGGAAUGGCUGAGGAGUUCAGAGAUCAGAUUGCUGUCAACGCCCUCUGGCCCAAAACCGCGAUCCAGACGGCGGCCAUGGACAUGUUGGGCGGGUCAGGCAUCGAGAAACAGUGUCGUACAGCUGACAUCAUUGCGGACGCCGCCUAUGUCAUCCUGUCCCAGCCGACGGACUACACGGGUCACUUCCUGGUGGACGAGGAUGUCCUUAAACAGCAGGGAGUCAGGGACUUCGAUCAGUAUGCCGUCCAACCAGGUCACCCGCUUCUGCCGGAUUUCUUCCUGGAUGAAGCACCAGAUGUGCUGGCUCAGCAGAUGGCGCAACACGGGGCAACGCCGGCCUUUAAACCACCAUCAUCAUCCUCUGCCACGCCCGCCUCCGGUGGACCAAUAGGAAGUACAUUUGACACCAUCAAAGGAGUCAUCAACGAAGACGUCGUCAAGGCAACACAGGCCAUCUAUCAGUUUGACCUGUCAGGCGAACACAGCGGCGUUUGGUUCCUGGAUUUGAAGAGUGGCUCUGGCAGCGUGGGGCAGGGCCAGCCGCCCAUCAAACCCGACGUUGUCAUGACGAUGGACUCCAGCGACUUCAACAAGAUGUUUUCAGGGAAGCUGAAGCCCACGAUGGCCUUCAUGUCGGGGAAGCUGCGGGUCAAAGGUGACAUGUCGCUCGCCAUCAAACUGGACAAACUGAUGGGUCGCAUGAACAAGGCCAAGCUGUGAGGCUGAAGCUCCACCCCCCGGCUACCUGUCCAUGUUCACACUGCCUUAACCAGAGCAACACGCUGAGAUGUGAAUAAAACUGUGGUGGUGACAGAGUGUGGAGUUGAUGUUUUUAAUUGUGUGUGUUUCUGAACCAGGUAACGUUAAUGCACCGGUUCAUACAUCAGAGCGCAGAAAUGCUGCUGCUUGGUGGAAAAAGAUUCUAAAAGAGUUUAGAUGUCAGAUGAUUGAUCAGAAUCCUAAUGACCUCUGAUACAAUAGAUUAGUCCAGCAGGAGGAAAGAUGACGGCGUCUAGAGUUCCACUGUAGAAACACUGAGAGAUCUAGAACCAGACAGCCUGCAAAAAUGUGAUUUCCACUGAAUUUUUAUCUCAACAGCAGCUUUUUUUUUUGGCUGGAAAUGACAUAAGUGACACAUUUUGUUAGAGAUAUUCAGGAUGAAUUUUAACUUUGUUUUGCUUUCACACAGAAUUAAUCUGUAGCGUUAACAAAUUAAAUCCUGAAAAAAUCUGAAUAAAAAUGAAUCCUGGAA
Messenger RNA from Acanthochromis polyacanthus (spiny chromis), 1941 nucleotides. RefSeq names its product hydroxysteroid dehydrogenase like 2 (gene hsdl2). The transcript has 11 exons. The record is from RefSeq and is a predicted model, not a curated record. Bases 147 to 1409 code for a protein of 420 amino acids. NCBI's taxonomy places the organism in Eukaryota, Metazoa, Chordata, Actinopteri, Pomacentridae. Gene Ontology annotation, cellular component: mitochondrion.